AUGGGUCAACCAACAGAUACCCUCGAGAGCACUCACACAGUCGAAAAACCGGCUACACAAGACAUCGAAGCCUCUCGCGACCCGUCAACCUCCCCCAAACACCUCUUCUCCCGCCUCAAUGCCCACCUCACCUCCCUCUCCGGCUUCGAAGCCCGCGGCCUCGAACGAGUCCCGCCCUCCUCCCGCCAAAAGACCUCAACCCUGCACAUGCUGAUGCUCUGGUUCAGCGCCAACCUGACCGUCAACAACCUCUCCGUUCCCAUGCUCGGACCCCUCCUCAUGGGCCUCGGCUUCACCGACUGCGCCUGGUGCAUGACCAUUGGAGUCGUGCUGGGCUCCAUCUCGACGGCGUAUAUGAGUACGCGGGGUCCUGUGAGUGGGUGUCGGACGAUGGUGGUGCUGAGGUUCUUUAUGGGGUACCAUGUGGCGAAGCUGUGUAGUUUGUUGAAUGUUGUGCUUAUGGUUGGGUGGGGCACGAUUGAUUGUAUUUUGGCGGGACAGAUGUUGGCGGCGGUUAGUGGGGGGAGCAUGAGCGUCGUGGUUGGAGUGGUGAUUGUGGCGAUCUUGGAGGGUCUGAUUGCUGGAUUUGGGCUGAAGCUUUUCUAUGCUUACGAGAGAUUUGCCUGGCUUCCUCAAGCAUUCGCUCUGUUCGUUCUCGUCGGAUGUGCUGGACCCAACUUCAACGCCUCGCUAGAAUCCACGGUUUCUGGAUCUGCUCUUGCAGCCGCAAGGCUGACGUUCGUGACGCUGUGCUUCUACGUCCCGAACUCUUGGGCGGCUGCAGGCGCGGACUUCUACGUCUACUACCCGGAGAACACACCCAAAUGGAAGGUCUUCACACUCACGGUAGCUGGGCUUAUCCUGGCUUUCAUGUUCGUCAAUCUUCUCGGGAUCGGCCUGGCGUGCGGUGUCAUGGCUUCAAGUGCCUGGCAGUAUGCAUACAACAUCUCAGCCGGCGCGCUCAUAGUCGAAAGCUUUGCACCGCUCGGGGGCUUUGGCAAAUUCUGCUCGGUGGUCCUCGCCCUUGGAGUCAUCGCGAACUGCGUCCCAGGAUCGUACAGUGCUGCGAUCUGCAGCCAGACUCUGGGUCGGUACUUUGCUAAGAUUCCUCGAUGGGCUUGGGUCGUCUUCCUGGUAAUUAUACAACUAGUUUUGGGAGUGGCAGGUCGCAACAAGCUCUUCGUCAUCCUUCAGAACUUCCUAGCCUUGAUGGGGUACUGGCUCAUGCCAAUGAUUGCCAUCGUCUUGCAGGAGCACUUGCUCUUCAAAACGACGAAGGAAAUCGACUGGACAGUAUGGUCGCAGCCAAGAAGGUUGCCUUCUGGUUUUGCUGCUCUGGCUGCUUUCUUGCUUGGAUGGACGGGAGCCAUCCUCGGGAUGUAUCAGACCUGGUUCGUUGGACCUCUGGCAAAAGCAGCAGAAUCUUCUGAUGUUGGCAUGUGGAUCGGGACGGGUUUCACCUUGGUGGCGUAUCCACCUUUGAGGUAUACAGAGUUGAAGUUGUGCAGCAGGUAG
Zasmidium cellare ATCC 36951 is the source of this 1515-nucleotide messenger RNA. RefSeq lists its product as uncharacterized. Gene Ontology annotation, cellular component: fungal-type vacuole membrane; plasma membrane. Gene Ontology annotation, molecular function: transmembrane transporter activity. The transcript is spliced from 2 exons. Bases 1 to 1515 code for a protein of 504 amino acids. Lineage: Eukaryota; Fungi; Ascomycota; Dothideomycetes; Mycosphaerellales; Mycosphaerellaceae. The record is from RefSeq and is a predicted model, not a curated record. Gene Ontology annotation, biological process: transmembrane transport.